CGUCCUCGUUCGGUUAAGAUCGUUCUUCGUUUAUACUUAUAGUUAAACAAAAUGGACUUAUUAGUGAUUCGUUAUUAUAAUAUUAAUCGAUUACUUUUAUUGGUUAUCGGUUCUUGGCCAAUGAUUAAGAAGUCGCCUAUAAAUUCAUUUAUACAAAUGAUACAAAGUUUUUUUAUUUAUAUUAUUCUUGCUUCGUCUGUACUCGUUCAGAUAUUCAAACUCAUCACUUCUGAGCCUACGCUCGAUCUUUUCGUGAACGUUUCUUCUUAUGCGUUUCUUUGUAUGGUAUACCUUGGGAAGUAUGGUUUUUACAUGUUUCACCUUGGAAACAUAAAGUGUCUUAUCAUACGAAUUCAACGUAAUUGGAAUUUAUUGAUCGAUGAGAAGGAACGCGAAAUCAUGGAAGAAUAUACGCAAAAGGGAAAAAAAUUUACUUUCAUCUGUUUGUUUUUAUCCUGCUUUACGAUUAUUUUACUACUGAUUUGGACAAGUUUUUUGUUUAUUUCCGAUAUACUCGUACCAUUAAAUGGAUCUCAUCGACUGGAAUGUCCAUUUGUAGCGGAAUAUUUUAUAGACCAGGAAGUUUAUUAUUAUCCUAUUUUAUUGCAUAUGUAUACGAUAUUUCUCGUUGGACUGACUGUUGUUAUUGCGACUGAAGCAUUUUAUGUUAUAAUCGUGCAACAUGCCUGCGGUCUUUUUCAUAUUGUUGGAUAUCGUUUUGAGCAAGUAUUUAAGGAGAGUACUUUAAAUUCUAUUUCAUUAUCGAGAAAAAGUCUUGAAAUCAACUACUUGAUCAUUCGUGCUAUUAAUUCGCAUCAAAACGCUAUCAAGUUCGUCGAUCAUAUGAAUUCCUGUUUCUCAAACUCCUAUUUCAUGUUAAUAAUUUUGAGCGUCAUAUCUUUAAUUAUGAAUUGCACUGACAUUUUACAAGCUAUGAAUUCGAAUAAGAAUUAUAAUCUUGUCAGUGCUUCUGCUCGUAUACUUAAUGCUUUUGUACGUAUCAUUAAUAUCAUUUGUUAUCUGUUUGGUGUAUUUUAUUGUGGACAGAAACUUAUAGAUUGUAGUAUUAAUAUUUUAGAACAAGCAUAUACUAUACCUUGGUAUUUAGCAUCUUCGAAGAUAAAAGUUUCAUUAAUGAUGGUCUUGCAAAGAAGCUUGAAGAAAUCCACUUUGUUUCUUGGCAAUUUAUUUCCUAUGUCAUUCGAAUUAUUUGGAACGAUCUUAAAAUCAACAUCUUGUUACAUUACAACACUUCAUGCAUUACAAUAUUGAUUAGAACAAUUGUAAUGUAGAGUAUGUAAAAAUUAAGUUGUCAUAUGUAUGUGUGUAUAUAGAUACAUACAUACAUACAUAUAUAUUUAUAUAUACAUAUACAUGCGCACAUAUAUGAUCGAACGCACGUUUGCAUUGAUAAAAUUUGAUUGACUAUUUCAAUAUUCAACUAUAUAUUCACUACAAUGUUGUUUAAUUUUAAUUUGUAUUAGAAAGUAAAAAUAAUAGAUUUCACAGCAUUAAUAUUUUUGUGAAUUUCCCAGAUAAUCGAUAUGAAUACGUUGUAUUGGUAAUAAUUAAUAUACUUCAAUACAACUUUAUUACAUCGAAUCGUUAUCUAUUACAUACAAAACAAUUUUUUAUUUCAACGAGACCACGUUCUUUUGUGAUUUCUUCGUCUACUGUGUCGGUCAAUGAUCUUCCACGUGUUUCCGGUAGCAUCAUAGAGAGUAGACCGGAUAGGAGAGCGCAAAAAGCACAUAAAGUACUAGGUGCCCACCAAGCAAUGACACCUAAUAAAUCAGCGACGUAGGGAGAUGAUAUGCUACCUACAUGAGACAUUGCUGAGCUGCUACCAACCGCAGAAUUUCUUGUAAUCUUUUUUUUUUCUUUUUACCGUAGGAAACAACUCUGAAGUAUAUAGUAUCAUAAUGCUGUAGACGGCAGAUAAUACAAAUCUUCCUGUUAGAGCGACGAUUAUUAUAGUUAGAGUUUUCGUAGCUGGUAUUAUAAGAAUACUGAAUAAAAGCAAUGCCGUUAAACUGUACAUUAUAGCACAAGCUUGUCUUCGUCCCAAAUAAAUUAGAAUGGGCGUUGGUAUCAAGUAAGCUGGUAUUUCGGUGAUACCCAUCACAAAAAUGUAAAGGUAACGAUCAGCUGAGAAAUUGUCUACAUUUAAUGCUAAAAAAGAAAACAUAAUAACAUAUUCAACAAAUCAAAAAUUGGAAUAAUGUUUUGUACAGGUAAGGAUUGUCGAUGAUUAAUAUUACCUAAGGCAUAAUAAGUGAGCGAGGCUGUAAGCCAUGCGAAAUUUGUGAUCAUUACUCUUUUUAACAAUUCAUAGUUAAAGAGAAUAAUAACCAGCCCUUUUAUACUGUUCUUUAAUUUAUGCCCUUGAGUCGAGGAAUUUGACACUUCCGUUUCUUCCAAUUGAAUUUGCAAUAUAGGCUUAUGCGCAGUCGUUGUAGAGUUAGUGCUUGUUUUAUAAACAGGUCCGUGAUAUUUCUCGAUCACUUUCUGGGCUUCUUUUAAACGAUUUUGUGAUAAAAGCCAGCGCGGUGAUUCUGGCAUUAGCCUGACGAUCAAAAUUUACAAAAAAGUAUCAAAAUAUAAAGGAUAUAUCUUUGAAGUUAUAUCAAUCACAUUAUGUAUCAUUACCAUAUAAAAAGAAGCAUAAUUAAAGCUGGCAAUGUCGAUGCCAAUUGUUUGUAUCGCCAAUCAUAUAAUCCGUAUGCUAUACUAGCCAUAAUUGCUGUUCCUACAGGAUAUCCAGCGUUAUAUGCUACACCCAUCCAUUGUCUAUGCUUUUCACCGGCUAUUUCGGUUA
This is a messenger RNA of Vespa mandarinia (Asian giant hornet), 2818 nucleotides long. RefSeq lists its product as uncharacterized. The record is from RefSeq and is a predicted model, not a curated record. Gene Ontology annotation, cellular component: plasma membrane. Gene Ontology annotation, molecular function: odorant binding; olfactory receptor activity. Gene Ontology annotation, biological process: sensory perception of smell; detection of chemical stimulus involved in sensory perception of smell. NCBI's taxonomy places the organism in Eukaryota, Metazoa, Arthropoda, Insecta, Hymenoptera, Vespidae.